Molecule: messenger RNA, 2495 nt
Organism: Saccoglossus kowalevskii
Lineage: Eukaryota; Metazoa; Hemichordata; Enteropneusta; Harrimaniidae
Cellular component (GO): nucleus
Source: RefSeq, a predicted model, not a curated record
GGAAAUUUGAACUUUGUUGGUGUGAGGCCUCUGUAUUUGGUCCUUUGUUGACGAGAGCAAGCGCGGGACAGUUUAAAAAUCCCCUCGGAGUACGGUACUAGUAGGGAGAAUGUCAGAUAUUGAUGAUCUUUUUCAUCGCGUUAGUAAAAAGCUUGGAUGGUCAGUUGAUUUGGAAAAACCUAAGUCUACCGAAGAUGAACUUGUCGAUACCAAGGUACCAAAGAUAAAGUUUUCUGAGUUUUUGUCAGAUGGCAGUCCAGUGACGGAUAAAAGUUUUGAUGACGAAUUUGCGGACUUAUCUAAUAAAGAGAAUACCAAAGACUGUUCACCAAAAUAUACAUCAUACUUAACAGCUGUAGAACCACGGACACCCACAGUGAUAGAUAGAAAAUGUCUGCUAAAAUCACCAGAUUCUAACAUCAUCGUCGUCAGUAGCGAUGCUGAUGAUGAAGAUUCUAGUGAUGAUGAUGUAUUUAUGGUACCUCUGCGAGAGAGAAUGCAGACACAGACUUGCCCUCCCAAUGUUAAUAAAUCUGUGUUUUCCCUUGGUAAACAUCUGAAGAAUGGAAUUCUGAAUCCAGACACUGAGAGUAAAAAGAAAUCCAACAAAUCUCACAGCUACAGAAACCCCAAACCUUCAUAUAUAGAUGUCAGCAGUGAUGACGAUGAAGAUUUUGAACUGUUGCUAUCUCGACUGAAGACACCAAAGAAAACCAUCCAUUUCUCAGAUUCAUCUGCUGUGCCAUCAAAAGGCACCAAAAGAUUUACACCAAAACAGUCUGGUAAACCUGCAGGUACCAGUAAACCAGUGAAAACCAAUCAGACUACCAAUUCUGUACACAUAGAGCCAAUCAAAAAGGAAACAGCGGAUGGAAAUUUCUUAUCAUCUUUGGCGGAUUCUCAAAGUCAGAAGUCAAGUUCUAUUUACAUCAGGGAGUUUAGAAAGAAUCGAGAUGAGCUGACGCAGCGGCUGUUCUCUCUUUACAAUAGAACAGUUUUCAAAGAUAAGUUGCCUAGCGAUAUGAAAAUCACUUGGAAUCCAAAAAUGCGAAAGACGGCAGGAUUCUGUUACUAUGGCAGAAUACGAAAUGUGAAUGGUAUCGAAAAAACAUCUAGAGUAGAGUUAGCUGAUAAAGUAUGCGACUCUGCAGAGAGACUACGUGAUACGUUAAUACACGAAUUAUGUCAUGCGGCCGCAUGGUUAGUGAAUGGCGUCCAUGAUGGACACGGCAGAUACUGGAAAUAUUGGGCAAGUCUUGCAAAUUUGAUUCACCCCCAGUUACCAAUUAUUAGUCGAUGUCAUACAUAUGAAAUACACACCAAAUUUACAUAUCAAUGUGUCAAAUGUGGAUAUCAGAUUGGCAGGCAUUCCAAGUCUCUGAAAACUGAUAAAUUUUGCUGUGGUAUCUGUAAAGGACGCUUUGAGUUGCUACCUCAAUUGAAAAAAGAUGGUACCCCAGCCAAGACAAAAACACCAAACAAAUUUGCUAUUUUUGUGAAAGAUAACUAUUCAACUGUGAAGUCCAAGGACAAGACAAUGAAACAUGCGGACAUAAUGAAAGUUUUAAGUGCUGAGUUUGCCUCAAAAGCCAAAAUAUCAACUUCUUGAGUUAGAGUUUUAAUAAAUCAUUGUUUCUAAUUUCACUGAAAUAAUACACCAUUGGAGUACAUAAUCAUCACAAAUCAAGAAAGUUUAAAUAACUUAUAGAGAAAGUAUAACAAAUUUAAAUGGAGUGGUCGAUGCCUCGUGUUCGAUAUGGAACCCAUAACACACAGCUUUACAAUAACAGCUCUUUUUAAUUACACACUGUAUUGUAAAACAAAAUUGCAGCAAGAAAUUCCAAAAAAAACGGUGGCUUUUUCAAAAGAUGUACUGGAUUCUGUGGUCACAUUCCAGAUCUUGCCUGUUUCCAAACAUAACAUCAGUACUAUCAAUGUUAGUUCUACCAACCUGCUUCCAUCAAUACCCACUUUCAAGUGGUGGAUCCACAGAGAAAAAACUUAAACUUACAUCUGAUGCAAUUGUUUUUUAAUUACUAUGUAAAAAAUCUACUUCAAAUACAAGAACCUAAAAAUUAUUAAGUUACGGCAUAUGUGCCUUUAACUCACAUUAAGAAUUCAUGCAUAUUUAUUGCAAUGUAACGUCAAAUGAAUACUGUUCUGUAUACAACGAACAAAGUUGGUAUUUGUAUAUGUAUAUCCUGGAAUUCUAUAUGCUGUAUUUGCUCUAUUAAAAGACAUUAUUAAACAAAAAUGAUUGAAAUAUCACUUAUUUUAACAACAGAAACACGUCUGUAAUUUGUGCAAGUGUAUGUGCUACUAAUGGAGCAACUACGGUGUUAAUGUUUUAUAUCAGCAGGAGUAGCUCUCGCAAAUAUUGAGGACGGUACUUGUACAAUUAUGCAUAAUAAAUGAGAUGUAUUAAUAUUAUUGGAUAUUGUAUUUUUGUGUAACAGUUAUUUAUCCAAUAAAAAUCAUUAAAAUCUGUUGUGUGA